CCUGUAUCAAUGGCUGAAGGAAACUGGACAAGAGUUAGUGAGUUUAUCCUCAUGAGUUUCUCUUCCCUACCUGCUGAAAUACAGUCAUUACUCUUCCUGACAUUUUUAAUCGUCUACCUGGUCACCCUGCUGGGAAACAGCCUCAUCAUUCUGGUUACCUUGGCUGACCCCAUGCUGCACAGCCCCAUGUACUUCUUCCUCAGGAACUUGUCUCUCUUAGAGAUUGGCUUCAACCUAGUCAUUGUGCCCAAGAUGCUGGGGACCCUGAUUGCUCAGGACACAACCAUCUCCUUUCUUGGCUGUGCCACUCAGAUGUAUUUCUUCUUCUUCUUUGGGGUUUCUGAAUGUUUCCUCCUGGCAAUCACGGCCUAUGACCGCUAUGUAGCCAUCUGCAAUCCCUUGCACUACCCAGUCAUCAUGAACCCUAAGACAUGCACCAAACUGUCUGUUGCCUCCUGGUUUCCAGGCAUUCCCAUGGCUACUGUGCAGACCACGUGGCUCUUCAGCUUUCCAUUCUGUGGCACCAAGGUGAAUCACUUCUUCUGUGACAGCCCACCUGUGCUGAAGCUGGUCUGUGCAGACACAGCACUGUUUGAGAUCUAUGCCAUUGUUGGAACCAUUCUGGUCGUCAUGAUACCCUGCUUGCUGAUCCUAUGUUCCUACACUUGCAUCAUUGCUGCCAUCCUCAAGAUUCCAUCAGCUAAAGGGAAGCACAAAGCCUUCUCUACCUGCUCCUCCCACCUCCUUGUUGUCUCCCUUUUCUAUGUAUCUUUAAGCCUCAUCUAUUUCCGUCCUAAGUCCAAUAAUUCUCCUGAGAGCAAGAAGGUGCUAUCACUGUCCUAUACUGUUAUGACUCCCAUACUGAACCCCAUCAUCUACAGCCUGAGAAAUAAUGAGGUGAAGAAUGCCCUUGGCCGAACAUUCUACAAGGCCCUAGGCCUUAGAGACUGCAUCCCAUAG
Molecule: messenger RNA, 960 nt
Organism: Balaenoptera musculus (blue whale)
Lineage: Eukaryota; Metazoa; Chordata; Mammalia; Artiodactyla; Balaenopteridae
Product: olfactory receptor 10A2
Exons: 1
Coding region: 10-960 (316 amino acids)
Biological process (GO): G protein-coupled receptor signaling pathway
Cellular component (GO): membrane
Molecular function (GO): olfactory receptor activity; G protein-coupled receptor activity
Source: RefSeq, a predicted model, not a curated record